This is a messenger RNA of Cucumis melo (muskmelon), 1728 nucleotides long. RefSeq names its product mitogen-activated protein kinase homolog MMK2. Gene Ontology annotation, biological process: intracellular signal transduction; protein phosphorylation. Gene Ontology annotation, cellular component: nucleus; cytoplasm. Gene Ontology annotation, molecular function: ATP binding; MAP kinase activity. Lineage: Eukaryota; Viridiplantae; Streptophyta; Magnoliopsida; Cucurbitales; Cucurbitaceae. The record is from RefSeq and is a predicted model, not a curated record. Bases 378 to 1490 code for a protein of 370 amino acids. The transcript is spliced from 6 exons.
GAAAAAGAAAAAGGAAUCGAAGUGUUGUUCAAAUUUAAAAAAGGAGAGUUGAUCAAAGUCGUACAUGGAAGUGCGAACGAGAAAGCAAAUACACACGAUGGCCGCCCAGUCUCCUCCGAGUCUUCCUAAUGAAACUCCGUAUUCCUUUCAACUUCUCCCCAUUUUCCUCUCUUUCACCAUCUCUCUUAUAACUAUCUCAAUUCUUCAACACAAACUGUUCCCCUAUAGUGCUUUUUCCUGCUAAUUUCAACCCACCCCUUCAAAUUCUCCCAUUUCUCCAACACCCCAUUUCACUUUUACUCUUAAUCUCAAUUGGGUCAUCUUCCUUUUCCAAUUUGCUAUUUGGGUUUUACCCUUAAUCUCAAUUGGGAGCGUUAAUGGAGAACAGCUCUUUUUAUCAGAACAUCAGGGGAGAGCCCACCCAUGGUGGUCAAUACAUUCAAUACAAUGUGUAUGGGAAUCUGUUUGAAGUUUCUAGGAAGUAUACUCCACCCAUCAGGCCAGUUGGGAGAGGAGCUUAUGGAAUUGUGUGUGCUGCUUUGAACUCAGAAACGAAUGAAGAUGUUGCAAUUAAGAAGGUUGGCAAGGCAUUUGACAAUAGAAUUGAUGCUAAAAGGACCUUACGAGAAAUCAAGCUUCUUCGACACAUGGAUCAUGAAAAUAUUAUUGCUCUCAGAGAUAUUAUAAGACCUCCUCAGAGGGAGAAUUUCAAUGAUGUAUACCUUGUUUAUGAAUUGAUGGACACAGAUCUAAAUCAGAUUAUACGGUCCAACCAAUCAUUGACUGAUGACCAUUGCCGGUACUUUCUGUAUCAGUUGUUACGAGGGCUAAAAUAUGUGCAUUCUGCUAAUGUUCUACACCGUGAUUUGAAACCAAGCAACUUGUUCCUCAAUGCAAAUUGUGACUUAAAAAUAGGAGACUUUGGCCUUGCAAGGACAACUUCUGAAACUGAUUUUAUGACCGAGUAUGUUGUUACUCGGUGGUACCGUGCACCCGAAUUGCUCCUUAAUUGUUCAGAAUACACUGGAGCAAUAGAUAUUUGGUCUGUUGGCUGUAUACUUGGCGAAAUUAUGCACAGACAACCAUUGUUUCCAGGAAAAGACUAUGUUCAUCAGCUAAAACUUAUCACUGAGCUCAUUGGGUCACCAGAUGAAUUGAGUCUUGGAUUCUUACGAAGUGACAAUCCAAAAAGAUAUUUUAGACAUCUUCCUCACUUCCCCAAGCAACAGUUUUCCUCUAAAUUUCCCACCAUGUCUCCUGCUGCUAUUGACUUGCUUGAGAAGAUGCUAGUCUUUGAUCCUACUAAGCGCAUUACAGUUGAUGAGGCGUUGUCCCAUCCAUAUUUAGCACCUCUUCAUGAUAUCAACGAGGAGCCAGUAUGUCCAAGGCCUUUCAGUUUUGAUUUCGAGCAACCAACGUACACCGAAGAAAACAUCAAGGAACUCGUAUGGAGGGAAUCCUUGGCGUUCAACCCCGAUCCCGCUUUUUGAGGAUCAUGUGUCUGUUGUUGUAUUCCUUUAACUGAUGAAGGACAAGAUCCAUGAAGUGUUUCCCAGAAACCAACUUGGUGUAAAUGUCUGUAGUCUGUAACAAAAUAUUGGGCGAUUUCGGCUGUCCAUUCUUUUCCCAUUUUCUUUCUUUUGUCGCAUUGUUUUGGGAUGUAAAAUAGACAAGUGAAUCAGUCUUUGGACAUUCUUGAAAGCUCUCUUGAUUAGUGCAGUUAUCAUA